Molecule: messenger RNA, 637 nt
Organism: Pieris rapae (cabbage white)
Lineage: Eukaryota; Metazoa; Arthropoda; Insecta; Lepidoptera; Pieridae
Product: peptidyl-prolyl cis-trans isomerase FKBP2
Exons: 2
Coding region: 150-587 (145 amino acids)
Biological process (GO): protein peptidyl-prolyl isomerization
Molecular function (GO): peptidyl-prolyl cis-trans isomerase activity
Source: RefSeq, a predicted model, not a curated record
CAUUAAUUAUCUUUGAUUAAGUCGAUGUCGGAUGGAUGAAAGUUGAUUUGUUGAUUUUAAAGUUUAUAAUACUGUUCACUGUUUACGAUCUUACCUAUUUAAACUAAGUUUAGUUUAACACUAACUGUUGUUUCUACCAGAAUUGCGAUAUGAAUACUGUUAUACUUCGUGUAUGCAAAAUAUUACUUUUCUUUGUAAUUUUUAUGGGUUUUAUUGAACAUGUUGUCAUUGCUAGUAGCCCUAAAAAAUUACAAAUUGGUGUUAAAAAGCGACCUACCGAAUGUCCUACGAAAAGUAAAAAAGGAGAUCUACUGCACAUGCAUUACACGGGUACCCUUGACGAUGGAACAGAAUUUGAUAGUUCAAUACCAAGAGGAAAUCCUCUAACAUUUACACUGGGUGCUGGACAAGUCAUUAAAGGAUGGGAUCAGGGAUUGAUAGGCAUGUGUGAGGGAGAACAACGCAAACUAGUAAUUCCACCAGAGCUUGCCUAUGGAGAAGCUGGUGCUCCACCAAAAAUUCCGAAAUCAGCAACACUUACAUUCCAUGUUGAUCUAGUAAAAAUUGAAAGAAAGGAUGAGCUUUAAUUUCCUUUUUUAACAUUUUAUAAGAUACAUUAAUUAUAAUUUAACAUUUU